GAAGUUUAUAUUGAAAGCAGGCGUUUAUAUCAACUAGUAAAUAAAGUUUAAUUACAUACUCGACUAGAUGUAUUGCUAUAGAUUUUGAAAUGAGCACAUAAAUGCAUAUUGAGGAUACUGUGCAAGAUGGAGUUAUAAGUGCCAAUCAAAUUCAUCAUAGGGAAAAGUUAUUUUAGAAAAGCUUUUAAUUAAAAAGUAAAUAUUUAUAUCUUGUUUAAUAGUCCAGAACGACAUUAUCAACAUAAAUCGCGACUGUUUUACGAUAGCUGUUUCUUCUCAAGCAAUUUGCGCAAAGGGACAUCUCGGAAAAGAGGAACAAUUUUGGAGAUUGAAACAUCAUUCUCUCUCAAUAUGUUUCCAAAUCUUCUUGCGCCAUCACCUUAUUAUCAAGGACUGCUCCAAGCGGCAGCAGCCCAUGUUAGUGCGGCAGCAGCAGUUGCGCAACCAACCAUGGGACAUAACUCCACGUCGUUCUUGGUGGAAAAUCUCCUUAGAGCCGAUAAACCUCAGGGUUAUUUAACGAGACCACAGCCUAUAGCAUCAACCGGCUUCACACAGCAACAAGGACUAUACCCAUUUUAUUUGGGUGUAGAAACAAGGACAGAGAAGGGAUAUAGAAGUCCGCGGAAUCAUAGUCCGCAACAACAAGAUCCAGAUAGUAGCGUCUCCCCAUCACUACAACAGUCCAAACCGAGGCUAAAGUUUGGCGUUAAUGCGAUUCUUUCUUCAGAGAUUUCACCUAAAAGUGUUACCAGCAGUUCCGUAUCCAGCCAAUCACAAUCAAGGGUGACCACAACAAAUUCUAGUCCCCCUGGUGGCUGUUCCAGUAAAUGCGAAUACUCCACAAAUGCUGUUCCAUGCAGGGAAUGCAUACCCACCUCAAAUUAUGACCAGCACAUGCAACAUUCCAUUCGAUAUCCUUAUUACUCAGGUUCCCCUACCAUGCUCCCAAUGCCCAACGCAUUCUCGUUUCUCACCAGCAUGCGAGGAAAGCCGAGAAGAGGGAUGUUACGACGGGCAGUGUUCUCAGACCUUCAGAGGAAGGGACUUGAGAAGAUGUUUCAGAAACAGAAAUACAUAAGUAAACCUGACAGAAAGAAACUUGCUGCCAAACUAGGACUCAAAGAUUCCCAGGUCAAAAUCUGGUUUCAAAAUCGAAGAAUGAAAUGGAGGAACUCAAAAGAACGAGAGCUUUUAUCAUCUGGUAGAUCACGCGAAUCAACUUUACCAAACAAGGGUAACCCACAUCCAGACUUGAGCAAUCUUUCUAAUGACGUAGACGACGAUGCCAGUACUGAAAUGGGGAAUGAGUACAGUAAAGAAACGAUGAGACUAGAAUCCCCACAUUCUAAUUUUGAAGACAAUAUGCUGUUAGUUUCUCAAAACGAAGAUGAAAACAUGACUAGCUCUGACUCUGAAUAUGAUGAAGACAUUGACGUGUCUUAAAAAUAUUUUGAUCUGUUUCUUUUGAUGAUAGCAACAAUUCAAUGUGGUGCUGUUUCUGAGGAUGUCUCCAUAUCAAUGUAACUGUAUGUAAUGUUGUAGUUAUAUGUGAACGCAUUUGCAUACGUAUUUUGUAAAUAUAGAGC
Molecule: messenger RNA, 1589 nt
Organism: Owenia fusiformis
Lineage: Eukaryota; Metazoa; Annelida; Polychaeta; Sabellida; Oweniidae
Source: the annotation of a GenBank genome assembly